Penicilliopsis zonata CBS 506.65 is the source of this 672-nucleotide messenger RNA. RefSeq lists its product as hypothetical. The record is from RefSeq and is a predicted model, not a curated record. NCBI's taxonomy places the organism in Eukaryota, Fungi, Ascomycota, Eurotiomycetes, Eurotiales, Aspergillaceae. The transcript has 3 exons. Gene Ontology annotation, biological process: reciprocal meiotic recombination. The coding region runs from base 1 to 672 and encodes 223 amino acids.
AUGUAUUCGCAUUCCCAGCGCGCUAGCAAUACGCAAGAGCUGGCACGUCUUCUGCUUGCCAAAUUUUCGCACACAACGACCCCAAUCGAGUAUAAUAGCCCUCUGAGCUGGACUCAUAUCGUCGGCUACGGGGACAUUGUGGCUAUCUUUGAGAAAAACCAGGAGCCGGCGUCAGCAUUGCCAAAGAUUUUAUUACGGAUUAUCAAGGACCAGAGUAUAUUGGAAGAAGUUGAUCUAGCUCACUUCGCAAGAGAAGCAGGAAGUCUUAUACACUCCACUCCGAAUGGUGGUACAAAGGCUCUAUUUACUGUGAUUGUCAAGUCACCAUGUCUAGCAGUGAAAUAUCCAUGUGACGGCACCCAUACGCGCCGUUUCCAGCUCAAAUUCUCGUCUGACCGGGAUUACUAUACCGCUCUGGCCAUACUGAGCGAGAUUAGCUGUCCCUUUACGGAAUCGACAGCAGCGCAGCCGUCGAAGAGACUGUUGACAUCGUCCUCCUGGAAUUUCAACAGACCUUCUACCGCGCCACCCUUGCGAGAGACGCUAUCUGCGGUUGCCCCAGGGGCACCUGCGUUUUCAAAUCCAAGUUGCUCCAUGGUUCCGUCAAUUGGGUUGGCAGCACCCGGCUCACAGAGACCAUUAUCGCAACAUCCAGGUACAUCUUUUCUCUAA